AUGUCACCUUGUGCUGUGAAAGAUUUUCAGGAUCGAUAUGACGAGCUGCAGUGCUACCUGUACUCGGAAGCAGAGCCUAUGAACGAGCUUUUGAAAUGCUGCUAUGAUCCUUCUCAUCUCCUGAACCAGGAAAACUGUCACGAUGAUGAAGAUGAUGACCAAUCGGAUUGCUGCUUUGAUUAUUGCUGCUUUGAUAAUUGCGUGGAUGUUCCUGAUCACGAAAAGCCAAUCCACGAAUCAUUAUCGAAUGCUACAUCGCCGGACAGACAGGUUAAGCUCGAGACUUUUCACUCCGAUUCUGGGUAUUUUAGCCGGGAUGUGCGAUUCAAUUUUUCAAACAAUAACUUGCCUGGCAAUAACGAAGAUAAGCUGGGGACUAUUGAUUUACUUGCGAACAUGUUCCCCUGUACUGCUAGCCCGCCCAAAAUAAGCCCACAAGUUAAAAUAAAUGAUUUGAGGCAAGAGAAUAAACACUUUUCACAGUCACAUCAUCAUCACAUGCACUUUGAGGACCAGUACAAUGGGAAUGUGGUUCGACAUGAUAUUAUUAUCCCAUCGAACAUUCAUACUCAUUUGCAUAGCCACAGCCACCACAACUGCCCUGACCUAGAACAGGACCAACAUGGUCCUUUGACUCACCAGCAUCAUCACCACCAUCAUCGGCAGCCAAGUCAAGCACAUUCUGGUAUCAAGGAAGAAGAAAAUCAUGAGCCUUUGCGCAAAAGAGUGAAGCUGAACGACGAUGAGCCCUCAAAUUUUAUAUCAUGCAAAUGGAAUGGCUGCAACAAUGAACUGGAGAGCUCGUCUUUUAAUCAGCAUAUACUGGACUCUCAUAUCAACAUCAAAUCAGACACUUUCGACUGCGAAUGGAAUGAGUGCCUUUUUUCAACAGACAACCUUGAUGAUCUUCUGCUGCAUGCUGGAUUACAUUUAGACCAGUCGCCAGUGCCCAUUGAAACUUCGACAGACAGCUCGGCUAGCUUGAGACAUGCGUCUAACAAGCCCGGUAGACAUGCGGAACAUACAUGCCUCUGGGUUUCGGAGGAUGGCUUGACCUGCAAUCAACAAUUUAUGACGACGACAGACCUAACGAACCAUGUUAUAGAAGUUCACGUUCAAUCUAAGAAAUCUGAAUACACAUGUCGUUGGAAAGACUGCACUAGAGAACUGAAACCAUUUACGCAACGUCAAAAAAUCAUCAGACACUUGAAUACCCAUACGAAACAUAAACCAUUUGUAUGCCAUUACUGUAUGAAGAGCUUUUCUUUGGAGUUGAUGCUCGAGCAGCAUUUGAGGACCCAUACCGGAGAAACCCCGUUUAAAUGCAAUGUUUGCGGUAAAGAGUUCAAGACGUCGUCAUCUUUCACUAUACAUCAGAGAAUACAUACGGGUGAAAAACCCUUGGAGUGUCAGAUCUGCCGUAAAAAGUUUAGGGAGUCAUCAAAUCUCAACAAACACAUGAAGACACAUACAAGGAAAUUCAAGUGUGAAUGCUGUAUGAGAAGUUUUGACGACGAAGCAAAGUUCAAAAAGCAUCAGAGAUUAUGUCAAGAAAUCGGACGUCCAAAUCUAGAAUGCAGCUGCCGUGUGGACCAAGAGGUUGUUGUAAAAGUAGGGCAAUGA
This is a messenger RNA of Ogataea angusta, 1623 nucleotides long. RefSeq lists its product as uncharacterized. Lineage: Eukaryota; Fungi; Ascomycota; Pichiomycetes; Pichiales; Pichiaceae. Gene Ontology annotation, cellular component: nucleus. The coding region runs from base 1 to 1623 and encodes 540 amino acids. Gene Ontology annotation, biological process: regulation of transcription by RNA polymerase II. Gene Ontology annotation, molecular function: DNA-binding transcription factor activity, RNA polymerase II-specific; RNA polymerase II cis-regulatory region sequence-specific DNA binding. The transcript has a single exon. The record is from RefSeq and is a predicted model, not a curated record.